AUGAGUAGCUCCAACUGCCGUUUCUAUGAAAACAAGUACCCCGAGGUCGAUGAGGUGGUGAUGGUGAAUGUCCAGGAAAUCGCCGAAAUGGGCGCCUACGUCAAGUUGCUUGAAUACGACAAUAUCGAAGGUAUGGUUUUGUUGAGUGAGUUGUCGAGAAGACGGAUCCGGUCGAUCCAGAAGUUGAUCCGUGUGGGCAAAAACGAGGUUGCCGUUGUCUUGAGAGUCGACAAGGAAAAGGGCUACAUCGACUUGUCCAAGAGAAGAGUCUCUGCAGAAGAUAUUGUCAAGUGUGACGAAAGAUACAACAAGUCCAAGGCCGUCCACUCCAUCUUGAGACACUGUGCCGAGAAGUUCAACAUUUCUUUGGAAAAAUUGUACCAGACCGUCGGCUGGCCGUUGCUGAGAAAGUACGGCCAUGUCUAUGACGCUUUCAAAUUGCUGAUUACAGACCCAUCGGUUUUCGAUGACAUCGAGGCUCCAUCGCCCGAGAUUUUAGAAGAGUUGAAAUUGUACAUUGGCCGCAGAUUGACGCCCCAAGCCAUCAAAAUCAGAGCUGAUGUCGAGGUGUCCUGCUUCUCAUACGAAGGUAUCGAUGCCAUCAAGGCGGCGUUGAAAGCUGCCGAAGCUGAAUCCACAGAGCAAAUGCAAGUCAAGGCCAAAUUGGUUGCUGCUCCAUUGUAUGUGAUUUCUACACAAGCCUUGGACAAGAACCAAGGUGUCGAGUUGUUGGAAAAAGCCAUCGAAAAAGUGGUGGCUUCUAUCGAAGCACUGGGCGGAAACUGCAAAGUCACUAUGGCUCCUAAAGCCGUCACCGCAACCGAAGAUGCAGAGUUGCAGGCGCUUUUGGAAAGAAAAGAGGCCGAGGACAAGGAAUCUUCUGACGAGGAAGAGGACUAA
Molecule: messenger RNA, 900 nt
Organism: Clavispora lusitaniae ATCC 42720
Lineage: Eukaryota; Fungi; Ascomycota; Pichiomycetes; Serinales; Metschnikowiaceae
Gene: SUI2
Product: translation initiation factor eIF2 subunit alpha
Biological process (GO): translational initiation
Cellular component (GO): eukaryotic translation initiation factor 2 complex; eukaryotic 48S preinitiation complex
Molecular function (GO): translation initiation factor activity; RNA binding; ribosome binding
Source: RefSeq, a predicted model, not a curated record